AAGUUUAAUAUCAAAUAGCACGCAGCAACAACAACACUAGAAGAGCUCUGUAUUCCCUGCACAUAGCUGUGUGCAACAGAGAAUUCACAUCCUCGGGAGGUCCGUGAAGUGCUCUCCCUGGAGGGUUUCUGUGAUGGGAGCGAGGUUUCUAUAGCUGCCUGCUGUCAACACUUUUUAAUCGAUCGCCAUUAUCCUGCAAUAACAAUUCCUGCAGGAACUGGUCAAUCCAGUACUCUAUUAUCAAAUUAAGAGGCUGCUUCAAGGACUGAAGAUGCUCGAGGCUCAGGCUGGCAGGUAAAAAGCAGCACUGGCUCAGGGAGACGCAGGGGAGAAGAGACGCUGAGGGCAUUUUCCCAGGUGUAACUCAACUGGGUCCCACCAUUGUUUCCCUCCCUGGGAAUCUGUGCAAAUUGAGCAGGAGCCAUGCAAGCUGCUCUGAGCACGCCCGUUUUGCUUCUCUUCUUCCUUAACAAAAGAUCCCUACAAAGCAAGGCUUUGGAGGCCGGACAUCUGUCGCCGUUUGGGGGGGCCGCCGCGGUCAUUGAAAAGAAGCGGUGCCCUGUCAGUUUUGAUUGAUGGUCACAAACCUCUGGGCUCGACCCCUCGUGUGGGAAAAGAAGUCCCGCCAAGGCGAGCUCCCUUUCACAUGCUAAUUUUGGGUUAUAAAUACAGCGGAGGAGAGGAGGAGAGGCAAAGCGCCCGCCGGGACUGGCAGCACCCGCUGCCCGAGUGCCACCCGCCCCGUCCUGGCAGCGCCGGGCGGACAGGCUGGAUUACAAUGACGGCCGCAGCCAUGGCCGGCGGUGCACACAAGCUGUCCAGCACCAAGGAGGAGAGGAAGUUAAGGAAACCCCUAAUCGAACGGAAGCGCAGGGAAAGGAUUAACAACUGCUUGGACCAGCUGAAGGAGACCGUGGUUGGCGCGUUUCACUUGGAUCAGUCUAAACUGGAAAAAGCAGACAUCCUGGAAAUGACAGUGAAACACCUCCAGAACAUCCAGAACAGCAAGCUGAUGGCCGACUCCAAAGUGGGCCUCGAAGCUCAGCAGAGGUACAGCACGGGAUACAUUCAGUGCAUGCAUGAGGUCCACAACCUUCUCCUCACUUGUGACUGGAUGGACAAGACGCUGGGGGCACGCCUGCUAAACCACCUGCUGAAAUCCCUACCCAGGUCUGGAGAAGACACCUCCAAAGCAGCAUUAAGUUCUUCGAGCCCGUCUCAGCAGCCUCUCCUGACUGCAAAAACCCCACUGAGUCCUAAAGGGAAUACUCCCAGCACACAUCCAUCUCAGGAGCACUUCUACCCAGCGGAACACAAACAGGCUUUGAAAAAUUCAUUCCAGCCACCCUCACUGUCGGGUUUUGGCCAGGUCGAUGCUGUGCCUCCCAGACAGGUCCUGCAGCCCAAUUUUUCCCAUAAUAACCCUAGUAUGGGGUCAUUAGAUAUGUGGAGACCAUGGUAAAAUGUGUUUUCAAAUGUUUAUCCUAACCUUAGACACUCUUAUGUAUGUAUCUUAUAGAUAUGUUUCUUUACAACACUUGUGGAGCAGGUCUGCUCCCGUAGGUGUACUAAAGACCAGGGUACUUCAAGCCGAAGUAAACCUAUGUGUAGCCUGCAUUAUAGAAGGCUGCUAUUAUUUUGUAUUUAUUUAAUACAUCUAAAUUAUUGUAUAGAAUCCUCUCAUGCUCUUUAGCGUAUAUUAAUUAUAUAGCUUUCUUGUCUUACAAUCCUAAAAUAAUUAAUGUUCUAUCAAUGAAUAUCAGACGAUGACAACAACCCUCUCUUGCACCAAGCUCACCUCUGGGAUCUCAUGCAGAACAAAGCAGCAAACAGCCAAUCUCCUUAUUUUUGUUAUUGUUACAGCUAUUCCUGUGCAACCAUGGGAGAUUUCAGUUCUGAUUCCUGUAGGAAUGCUGCAGUGCUGAAAACACAAAGGGAAAGACUUGGUUUAGACAUUAUAAACUGUUUAGAAAUAUUCUCUGUAUUGCUCAGUGUCCACACAUUGUUCCUGAACAUACUGACACAACUGUUCAACAAGUGAGCUAUGCAUAUGCCACCUGUAGUUACAUUUAGAGAUUGGUUUUGUUUAUUUGCUAAAUAAACUCUUGGAAGAUAGUGACUGUGUUUCUCCCUUCCUUCUGCCUGCUCUGAACACGGUUGGUGCUUUGGAUAAAAGCAGUGUGUACACACACGCACAGAAUCACCUGGAUUACAGUAAUGUCUGUGAGUGACAAAAGAAGUCAGGAGCUGGGCUUGUCAACCUGCAGCAGUACUUUGGGGUUGACUUACAAGAGCACUGCAGACAGCUCUGACAAGCAGAAGGCACAACUCUGCCGACUGUACCCAUCAGACUGGGACAAACCCGCACAGCUCAUGACAUUUGGUCUCAGUUUUUCAACUCAAAGGCAGUUGAAAGCCUUUGAAGAAAGAAACAAACACUUUGAAGAAACAAACAAGCAAGAAAACAAACACUGCUCAUACCAAUUAACAGCCGCCCAGUUCAGAGGGGCUAAUUAUGCAGAGCCAUCUAUUUGAUGAUGCGCUGAAAGAGUGAAAACCAUCACCUCUGGAUUUAGCAUUCUGUUCUGCUUGGCAGAAAAAGGCAGCAAAGCCACAGAGCACUCACAGCUUGUGAUAACAAUCAGCCAAAGGGAUCUGGGAAGAGAAAAGACACAGAAGACAGGUGGCAGAGAUGACCACACACACCGCUGAGGUCAGAGAAAGCUGCAUGUGACCUGAGCACCCACUGCUGCACUGCUACAGGAACCUCCUCUGCCCAGAGCUGGGCCACAAGGGCAGGUAAAGCAGAGAACCCAGCCCGGAAUAGGGCCUGAAACUCACUGUUUUCUUCUCGAUCAUUUUGGUAAUGCACCUCAUCAACCUGUGGUAACCUCAGCGCUGUGCUGGGAGAGGGGCUAGGAAACACUGCUGUGCUGCCAAUGUUCUCCUGUUUUGACAGCAUGAACAUAAAAACAUACUUUCCCCUAAUGCUGUAAAGCCUCACUGGCUAUAAUUAUCAGCUUUGGUUACUGCACCGAAAAGAGAUCAGUGAGAAAUACGUAUUUCUCCCCAUCUCUGGCUGUUUACUCUGUGCAUUUGGACAUACUUUGUGGUCAGUGGGUUUUAUUAUUUCCUGUUUCUAAUUGGUGCUUUUUUUUUUUUUUUAGUUUUAUUUUGUGGGUGCAGAGGGAAUUGGUCACACAGCAGCUGGAGAGAGCUUUAAAAAUAGAAAAGUGAGAUUGCAGUGCUCAACCAACAGCCUCCAGUACACGAUGCUCAUUUCUCAGCGCCUUCUUUUCCAUCCAAGGGACUCUUUUAAGUGAUCCCAUGCCACGUUCCUAAGUACAAACCUACUUUGGUCAGACAGAAUCCUUUGCACACCAACAGUUUUCAGUAAAGAAGGUGAUUAUCCCUAACCCUUCACACACAUGAAGUCAGCUGCUACUUGUGUUUGACAGACGAACUUGGUUACUGAGUUCAGAUUCAUUGGGCUUUAUCAGAACCAGAACAGUACAAGAGCAGUGCUACUUCACUCUUUGGUACGGGCACCUCCUCCCCAACAACCAAAAAGCACUGUCAGCUGUACCAUCUCCUCUCCAGGAAAUAUGUCUCCAAACAUCUGCUCUGGGCUCUGGCAGUGGUGCCUCCUGGCUGCUGCUGUGCCCCAUUGCAAGCAGGGCUGCAGCACAGCUCCCACCGGGGGCUGCAUGCACAAGGAAUGAGGGGUUUGAAGGCACAGAGGUGCCACACAUUCAGAUCUCAGCCCUCAACCCAAUACACACAGUGGAAGCAGUCAAGACAAUGCACCCAGGCCAGAUUGCUCAGCUGUGUCAAACCUCACACAGAGCAUGGAGCACACAUGGGGCUGGGACAGCCUGCUGCUUGUCUAGGCUUUGUGCCCUGCCAAAGUGCUGCUCCAAAUAUGUAUUUGUGAGCUGAGAGUUAAGAGGCCAGUCCUGAUGUACAUGGGGAUUGGAUUCUGCUCCCAGGUAACAGCCAUAGGGCGAGAGGUGAUGGCCUCAAGCUG
This is a messenger RNA of Phasianus colchicus (ring-necked pheasant), 4027 nucleotides long. Its product is annotated as transcription factor HES-5-like. Lineage: Eukaryota; Metazoa; Chordata; Aves; Galliformes; Phasianidae. The record is from RefSeq and is a predicted model, not a curated record. Gene Ontology annotation, biological process: regulation of DNA-templated transcription. Gene Ontology annotation, molecular function: DNA binding; protein dimerization activity.